AUGAAAGUCGUAAUGAAGAAGCUGCCAGGGAAGGUGAAGAAGGAAGUCGGGCAAGGACAUGGGACAGGAGAGGCAGGAAAGAGGUAUAGACAUUCCCGCGGGACGUACAAUCGACCCGCGGACCUGUGGGACCGCACAUGUCACAUGGCACACAGGAAGAGUCACCAGUUUGGCCUGUGUGACUUCGGUGCAUUGCGUCAGGCUCUGACUCCAGAUUGGUCAGAACACUGGUCUGAAAAUAUGGUGUUUGAAUCCAUUGUGGUGGACCUUCUGAACAAAUUCCUUGGGGAUUAUGUUCAAAAUUUGGAUUCAUCCCAGUUGAACCUGAGUAUAUGGAAAGGGAAUGUGACUCUGAAGGACCUCACUUUAAAGGAAAGUGCUUUGCAAGAGUUGAAUCUUCCCAUCAGGACUAUUUCUGGAUCUCUAGGGAAGCUGAUUUUAAGCAUCCCAUGGACAAAUCUGUACAAUGCACCUGUCAUUGCACAAAUUGAACAGCUUCACCUUUUGGCAGCACCCAAGAGUGUGAAGUACGAUGCUGCCAAAGAAGAGAAGUACCAACAAGAGGUGAAGGAGAAGAUCCUCCAUCAGAUUGAAGCAGCACGGCUGAGGAAAAUCUCACAGCCUGGUAUCAUCCUUCCUGCUCCUGAGGAUUCUUCCACUCAGUCCAAGGACCAAGCAACCUUUGUGGAAAGGCUGUCCUUCCAGAUCAUCAAAAAUAUCCAGGUGAAGAUUAGGUCUAUCCACAUCCGCUAUGAAGACACCGUCUCUCACCCGGGAAACCCCUUCUGCAUGGGAGUGACGCUGGAAAAUCUGUCUCUGGAAUCAACUAAUGCCAACUGGGAAAUUGGCACUGCCUCAGAAUCUACUAAAUUCAUCCACAAGUUGAUGAAGCUGGACUCUCUAGCCUUCUACUUCCAAGACAAUUGUCAUCAGUACAACAUGAGGGAAGAGCAAUGGAUCAAGGGGCAGAUGAUGGAAGAUAUUGCCACCAAGGAUAAGCAGCCUUUCAUGGAUGCUUACUAGAUUGGCUUAAUGGUGUUCAAGCGACAGUACCAAGACUUCCUCUUUCUCCUGGAUGGACUCAGCCGUCUCCAGCGGGGCCUGCCAUACUGCCGCUUCCGCCCAGAUGUUCCAUCUUACAAAGGCUAUGCAAAGGAAUGGUGGCAGUUUGCAAUCCAAAGUGUCCUCUAUCGAAUCCACAAGCGGGAAGAGUCUUUCACCUGGGCCCACAUAUCUGCUCACCGCCGAAGGUGUCGUGCAUAUCGGAAUGCAUAUUGCAAGGUGCUGACUGUGAAGAAGCCCUCUGCUGAGCUCUUGGCUGAGGUUGCUAAAUUGGAGAAGGAAUUGGAUGUAUUCAACAUCAGCCUCCUGAGACGCUCUGCUGAGUUGGAGACAGAGAAAAUUCAAAAAGAAAUGGAGGAAAAGAAGAAGAAGAAACCUCAGGGAUGGUUUGGCUGGAUGUGGGGUGGAGGUGGAGGAGAGCAACAGCCUCAGUCCACUGAGGACUAUUCACGACGAUUAGCUGAGGCCAUGACAAGUGAGGAGAAGGCCAAGCUCUAUGAGGCAAUAGGCUAUGAAGAAGGAAUGACGGUUGCAGAAUACCCUGCCUCCUAUGUGGAAAGGAAGAUUGAGAUCCGCCUUGGUGAAGCACAGUUCAGCAUUCUGGACAAUGAUCAGCCUGUCAAGCUUAUUUCCAAAUUCUGCUUUUGUAACGUUGUCCUGGGAUUAGAACAGCGACCUUCAGCUGAUGGUCUACAGGUGGAUUUCAACUGUACCAAGAUGUUGGCAGUGGGCUGGGCCAGAAGCUCUAUGGAGCCACCAAUGCUCAUCCAGGACCAAGUCCGUGAGGAUGUAUCUGCCGUUUUCCAUGCACAGUUCUCCAUGAAUCCUCUGGACAAGAAGUGCAACUACUACAUCCAGGCCUCUGCUGAGCCCUUGGAAGUCAUAUUUGACUCCCCCACUGUGACCCAGUUGCUGGAUGUCUUCCAGACUCCUGCCAGUCUCGUCCUGGAUGACAUUCAAGCUGCAGCCCGUGGCACAUUUGAAGAGAUCAAGCACUAUUCUCUGUUAGGGAUGCAACAGACAAUUACUGAGAGACCCAUCAUUGACAUUGACAUCCAUCUCAAGCCCUCCCAUCUGGUCCUACCUGAACAUGGGGUGUUUUCUUCCAAGAGUCAUGUUUUGGUGGUCAGUCUCGGAGCCCUAGACAUGCGAACGAUCCUCAGAGAUCAAGAAGUGGCAAAUGUGAAUGCAAUGCUUCAGUCUGGCUCCACCAAAGAAGAAAUCCUGUCUCACAUGCUCAAGGAGAGUGUGGACAAGUUUGAGCUCAAGAUUUCUCAGAUUCAGGCCUUGGUUGCACAUGCAUCAGAGAACUGGUUGGGAGCUCUUCAUGGGGAAUCACAGGGCUUAGAUUCCCCAAGUCCCCUGCACAUCCUCCUUCCCAUGCGCGUGGAAGUUGGGAUCCACCUCUCCAUCCGCUCGGCAGAUGUCCGCCUUCCCAAGGCCAAGAUCAUGGUUCACCUGCCAAGAGUGGGGGUGACAUUGACCCACAAGAAGCUGAUAACCACCCUGCGCCUUCUCCUCACAAUGGAAUGGGGCCAAACUUCUUCCACAAAACUCUCUGUGCCUGCAGUGACAGGAGUUGAAAAGAAGUCCAUUCUCUCUGCAGAUGUCAUGUCUGAAUCUGUCAUUCAUACAACAGAUAUCCUGAACCUGAAUGACAACAUCUUCAAACUUCCAGCUCCUUUGACUGUGGAGGAAGAGAUAGGGAAGGUGCAGUUCACUUCUUUGCAGGUCGAAGCCAAGAUUGAAGAGAUCAGCAUGCGACUGGAGGAGACAAGCUUUUCGUACCUGCCCCCCCUGCACUUUCUCAUCAAGGACGUGGGGGCAUCAAUGAUUAAGAGGGAGACAGACAUGGUCCUCACAUUCAACCUUGGAGGGCUCCUAUUUGAGAGUCUUGGCUCCUCCCAAGUCAUAAUCCUCCAGACCAGUCUGAAGUCUGGCAUGGAGAAGGAUGGGCUCUUCAACCUCCAAUACCUAAUGGCAGAUGAGAAGAGUCCUCAAUUUGAGGAGUUGUACAAGUCCAUAGCACAGCAGAUCAACAUGAAAGUGUCCUCCCUGGACAUAGUGCUCCAGAAGGCUCUCUGCUUGGCCAUGAUGAAAUAUGGCAAUGAUGUCUUUGAGGAACUGAAGCCCCUGAUGACUAAGAGGGCUGGGUCAGAACAUGACCUCCAUCAGACUGAGACUGGGAUGCACAGGCAUGCUUCCUCCCUCUUCCUUCACCAGAUAUCAAAGCCAAGAGGCUCUCCUAGACUGGGAAGGAAGAAGCGUGAUGUAAUCCAGCUGAGGGUAGAGGCAAGCCUUGGACAUCUGGGUCUGACGGUGUCAAGGACUCGGGGACCCCUGUGUGAGAUCUCCAUUGCAGGGCUUCGAGCUUCUUUCCAGAUGACAGAGGAACACAUGAUUGUACAAGCCCAGAUGAAGGACUUCCUCAUGCUGGAUCCCUCUCCCCAUGCCCUCUACUCUAAGAUGGUUCAUAUAGUGGGAGAUGAUGCAUUCAAGCUGUCAGUGCAGAUGUUCUCUAAUGCUGCCAGCAAUCGUGCUUCGGAUCCAUCUGCUGUGGACAUGGACAUCAGGGGUAGCAUAGGAGGAGUCCACGUUGUGUAUCUCCACCAAACCAUCAUGGAUAUUCUUGAGUUCAUCAACCACUUCCAAGCAGCGAAAGAUGCUGUUAUUGAAGCUUCAGCUGCUGCAGCUGAAGCAGCAAGGGCUAAUGUCACCAAGGCAUACCAGCAGGCAUUCUGCAUUCGCUUUGCAGUCGACAUGAAGGCGCCUGUGAUAGUGAUACCAAGGAGUUACACUAGCAGAGAGGUCUUUUUGGCUGACAUGGGUACUCUGAAGUUGGACAAUCACUUUGAAGUGAUUCCAAGCCAGUCAAAAUCUAAGCCACCCCUUGUAUUUGACCACCUCAACAUCACUUUGAGGGACUUCAAGUUCUCCAGGCAGUUGCUAAGUGAGGAAUCCCUGGACAUUCUGGCUGAGGUCCUUCUCAUUGAACCUAUCAGUUUCAAAUUCCUUCUCAAGCGCAACCUCUCCCUUGGCUCGUACCUGCAGUACCCACAAAAUGACAUCUCAGCCAAUCUUGGAAGCAUCCGGGUGUGUCUGAGUGAGGGAGACUACAAGUUCACACUGGCAGUGCUACAAGAGAAUCUAGGGGGUGGAGCUCAGGGAAGCCGGAAAGAAGUGCCUGCAAGCCCAUCAUCUCCAGUUCCUGGUCAUAUCAUGACUCAGUCAUUUCUGCCUGGCUCAAUCUCUAUUCCUUCUGCUGGAUUUGCCCUGAAAGAAGAAAAACUUAGUGCAACAGCUCCAAGGGAAGAGCAGGAUUAUACGGCACUUCAGAUUGGUAUCCAGCUGGACUCAGUGGAACUAGUCUUGUACUCUGGGUCUUCCAAUUUGGUAGGGCAGAAGUUAAUGACAGGUCAGAAGGUAGUGGAGCGAAACCCAAAGCAGAGCCUGGCCCGCUGUAGCCUCUCCAUCUUGGCCUUGAAUGCCAACAUGUCAUCCAAUGGGGAAGUAGAGGCCAAGCUCGUCUUGGUGAACUGCAUCGUUGAUGAUGAACGUGGGACCCACUCGGGAAUCACAAGACUCAUGGAACGCAAGGGCCCACUGACUAAGCUGGUGGAUCAGAUCAUGAUGGAGGAGGAGGGCAAUAAAGGGAAGGGGUUAGAAGAGUCAAAAGAGAAAAAGGAAGAAAAAGGAAUGGAAAAGAAGAUACCCCUGGCUGAUGUAAAGAAACUGCAGAGUAUGGUUGAAUUCAAGCUGAAGCAAGAUUGCAAUGGGAACCUUGACAUUGAAUGCAAGGUGUUCAGCUUCCUCUUGGUGUUUGAUGUGGACUUCCUCAUGGUGUUGAAGGACUUUGUGACUGUCCCACCAAAGCAAGACUCACCCUUUGAAGAGGAGGGGGUGGAGGUGGAGAAGCUUCAGGCCCAGGUGCUUAGGGAGAAGGUGGUGGUGUUGGAACAGCUAGUAAUGGAGGCCAAGACCAUCAUUUUAACCCUGGAGGUGGACUCAGCUGGACAAAGCAGUCCCCUUAUGCUCUUUGAAUCCUCCUUUGUUGGGGAAGUGAACAACUGGAGCUCUGAG
This is a messenger RNA of Darwinula stevensoni, 5142 nucleotides long. NCBI's taxonomy places the organism in Eukaryota, Metazoa, Arthropoda, Ostracoda, Podocopida, Darwinulidae. The record is from the annotation of a GenBank genome assembly.